Messenger RNA from Panonychus citri (citrus red mite), 1172 nucleotides. RefSeq lists its product as uncharacterized. The transcript has 2 exons. Bases 447 to 887 code for a protein of 146 amino acids. Gene Ontology annotation, biological process: regulation of synaptic transmission, cholinergic; sleep; positive regulation of voltage-gated potassium channel activity. NCBI's taxonomy places the organism in Eukaryota, Metazoa, Arthropoda, Arachnida, Trombidiformes, Tetranychidae. The record is from RefSeq and is a predicted model, not a curated record.
AGAUUAACAAUUUGAACAACUCGAUGUGAUCAAACGACAAUUUAUUCUGAAUAAGUUUAACCAGAGAACUAAAAAUGAACAAUUAACUUUCAUUGGAAAAGCAAUUUAACCUUGUAAUGAAUUACGAAAGUAAAUUAAUUACAAACAGCCAAUUAAUCCGAGGGUGUUAUUGGUUUAUCCUUGGAUCAAGUGAGAAACGCCCAAGGGGAUUGUGAUUGUGUCGAUCGGACAAGAAAAGACUGACCAGUGAACAGCCUAAGUAUCUGAUCCUUAGUUUGUACUUGAAGUGAGUCACUUGUUGUUCAGGUAAGAAGCUGAUCCACUUUGUCGGCUCAUCGGUUCUCAAAAUUUUCUUUCAUUUUUUGUUUCUUUUUCAACUUGAACUUGUAAAUUUUAGCAAAUCAAUCGAUUAAUUAACCUGCAAGUGCCUCCAUUUAAUCGAUAAAAUGUUCUAUUCUGUGAUAGUUUUAAUCUGUUUGAGCUUCUCUUUCACUGAGGCUCAAAAUAGAGUCAAAUAUUGUUACGUUUGCCGUUCACGUGGGCCUCUUGGUGACUGUGCUGAUCCGUUUUAUUUAAAUCAAACGACGGUCAAAGAUUAUAAAGGAGUUGAGGCUACUCCUUGUCCAUCGGGCUGGUGUGGUAAGGCCAUUGAGGGUAAAGAGGGAGAUCCGAUUAUUGCCACUGAACGGAUGUGCCUUCAGCGACCUCCGACUGAUCAGGAAGAGCGAUGUGCCGAAACUCUGUACCAAAAUAAACGGGAACCAUUGUUCAUGUGCUUCUGUCGAGGUCACCUUUGUAAUCAUGGGACACUUUCUGUCAACGCUAAUGUCAACUCUUUGUCUAUAGUCUUGUUGGUUUCUUUUUUGUACCAAUUUCUGUCUUCUUGAACAGGCUAUUGGAUCGACAAUUUAUUUCAUUAUGAUGAAAAUUAGGAAAUCUAAUUAUGAUCUCUUCGCAUUUAAUCAUUGUCACUUUAAACACUGAGGAUUCUGACUAUUAAUCAUCUCAGAGAUUGAAUUGUUUUCACAUUUUAAAGGAAAAACAAUCGGUGUCGAUUGAAUUUCAUAUUAACAAUCAUUGAGAAUCGCACAAUCAACAAAUGAUUGGAAUUAACCGAUUAUUGUAAAUUAUUUUGAUUCUUUUAAAUAAAAAAAAACUCUUGACCACUGAAA